GGCCAAUCUUUCUUCCACCAGCCUCGGUAGAGCAGCAACCAACUCACGAUGCAUUGGCAAUCAUCGUUGACCCUGCUUACCAUCCUGCUGGGCGCCUGCCUUGCUCAUCCUUCUGGUGCACCAGCUGGCUCUUGCGAGUCCGAGGACCCCAAGCACGGCGUGGCCCCACAGGGAACUCAAUCCCCGUAUGCCGUUCAAGUUGAACCCACUGUUUCCACGCAAGGAAACCCUGUCUCAGUGACGGUGUAUGGCAACAGUCCAUACAGAGGCCUUCUGCUGACCGCACGUGAUGUGUACAGUAGUCAGAUUGUACAUGGCGCAUUUACUGCUGACGGCAACACUAAGACGGUGGACUGUGCUGGAGGACGGGCUAACGCCAUCACUCAUAACAGCAACAGUGAUAAGACACAGUCCACAGUGCAUUGGACAGCACCGGCUGGGUACACUGGUAGAGUCUACUUCAGCGCAACGGUCGUUCAAGACUACGGAACCUACUGGAAACGCGUCACAUCGGACGCAGUCACGGUACAGUAGCACGCAUUGAAUGAAUUGUGGAUUCUGGGCCGACUUGGCAAGCGAACGCUAGUUUGUGGAGCGUCAAUAAAU
Messenger RNA from Ornithodoros turicata, 606 nucleotides. RefSeq names its product putative defense protein 3. The transcript has 5 exons. NCBI's taxonomy places the organism in Eukaryota, Metazoa, Arthropoda, Arachnida, Ixodida, Argasidae. The record is from RefSeq and is a predicted model, not a curated record. The coding region runs from base 49 to 534 and encodes 161 amino acids. Gene Ontology annotation, cellular component: membrane.